Aphidius gifuensis is the source of this 1556-nucleotide messenger RNA. RefSeq names its product probable ATP-dependent RNA helicase DDX49 (gene Dbp45A). The transcript has 6 exons. Gene Ontology annotation, molecular function: RNA helicase activity; ATP binding; nucleic acid binding. The record is from RefSeq and is a predicted model, not a curated record. Bases 168 to 1556 code for a protein of 462 amino acids. NCBI's taxonomy places the organism in Eukaryota, Metazoa, Arthropoda, Insecta, Hymenoptera, Braconidae.
GCAUUUCGCUUUCGAAAUUUUUCGACAAAAAAUAAAAAAAACAUGGCUGGAUGUUUCAUCACCACGUGUAUUAAAAAAAACAUGUGUUAAUUCAUUUAAUUGGUUAAUUAAAUUAAUAUAAAUUAUCUACAAAUAGCCAAAACAAUUGUUAAAAAAAAACAAACAAAAUGGAAAGUGAUAAAGUUGUUUCGUUUGAAGAUCUAGGAAUAAAUCAAACACUUGUUCGACAAUGUGCAAAAAUAGGUAUAACAAAACCAACGUCAAUUCAAAUUAAUUGUAUACCUGAAAUAUUAGCUGGUAAAGAUUGCAUAGCAUCAGCUAAAACUGGAAGUGGAAAAACCCUAGCAUUUGCUUUGCCAAUAUUACAAAAGUUUGAUGAAAAUCCAUAUGGUAUUUUUGCUCUGAUAUUGACACCAACACGUGAAUUAGCAAUACAGAUUAAACAACAAUUUGAUAUACUUGGUAAAGAAAUGGUACUAAAAACAUGCCUGGUAAUUGGUGGUAUGGAUAUGAUGUAUCAAAGUAUAGAACUUGAUAAAUGUCCACAUAUUGUCAUAGCAACACCAGGAAGACUUGCUGAUCGUCUUGAAUCUGGUCCUGAUACAUUUACCCUAAUGAGAAUUAAGUUUUGGGUUGUUGAUGAAGCUGAUAGACUACUUGGUGGUGAUUACAAUGAACAAAUGAAAACAAUUGCAAAUUAUUUACCUAAAAAAAGACAGAGUUUAUUUUUUAGUGCAACAAUGACAGAUAUAUUAAAAAUUUUAAAAACACAAACUAAAAAUGAAGCAUUUGAAUAUGAAGAUAAAGAUGAUACAAGUCUUGCAACAGUUAAACAACUUGACCAGUAUUGUGUUUUGAUACCACCUGGUGAAGUUAGAGAUGGAUACUUGGUACAAGUUAUACGUAAUUUUAGAAAUAAAAAUACUACUGGAUCUAUUGUUAUAUUUACAGACACCUGCCACAAUUGUCAGUUGAUAUCAAUGACACUCAAUGAAAUUGGAUUUGAUAAUGUAGCACUACAUGGAAUGAAAAAACAACGUGAACGUGCAGCUGCUCUGACGUCAUUCAAAUCAAAUAUUGUUAAAAUUCUAGUUGCAACUGGUGUUGCAGCAAGAGGUCUUGAUAUUCAAGCUGUUGCUCUUGUUGUUAAUCAUGUUAUUCCAAAUGUACCUAAAGAAUAUAUUCAUAGAGUUGGUAGAACAGCACGUGCUGGUCGUUCUGGUCAAGCAAUUAGUUUAGUUGCACCUGAUGAAGUUAAUCUUGUUGGUGCUAUUGAACAAAUAGUUGGAAAAAAACUUGAAAAAAUGGAAGUUAAUGAUAAAGAAGUAUUGAAAAUAUUUAAACAAGUAUCUUUAGAAAAAAGAAAAGCUAAAAUUGAACUUGAAGAGUCAAACUUUGGUGAACAAAAAUUAAAAUAUAAAAGAAAAAAAUUACUUGAAGAGGGAAAAAGUUUAGAAGAAAUUGAGGAAAUUCUUGGAUCUAAAAAAAGAAGAAAAAAGGAAAAAAAUGACGAUAAUUUAGACAAAGAAAUAUUCCAAUGCAAAUUAUCGAAAUAA